This is a messenger RNA of Aspergillus campestris IBT 28561, 663 nucleotides long. RefSeq lists its product as uncharacterized. The transcript has 2 exons. NCBI's taxonomy places the organism in Eukaryota, Fungi, Ascomycota, Eurotiomycetes, Eurotiales, Aspergillaceae. The record is from RefSeq and is a predicted model, not a curated record. Bases 1 to 663 code for a protein of 220 amino acids.
AUGGUGCUCAACUACGACCCCCCCAACGCAGGCUUCGCCCUCCGCGCCAAAGACUCCUGUCCCUCCGGCACAAACCCAUGCUACCAAACCUGGGGCGGCUUCCUCUCGUGCUGCCCCAACACCUCCCAAUGCUUCGAGUACGAAAACGGGGCGCCGAACUCGUUCUGCUGUCCCGGUGAGUCCAACUGCGCGAACUUCAUCGACCCCAAACCGCACUGCGCGGAUGAGUCGUGGACGAUGUUCGAGAGCGACGGCAUGUUCUGCUGCCUCGAGGACCAGUCUGGGUUCUGGACGGCCGAGAAGGGCCAUAAUGGCUCUGUGGGGUGUUCGGAUGGGGAUCCCGGGUCGAAUUUGAGGACGUUGCUUAAUCCUGCUGAGCAGAGCGCCAUCGCAGGCGGCGUCGUCGGCGGCGUAGCCGGCGUCGUCCUGAUCAUAGUAGCCGUCCUCUUCAUGCUCCGCCGCCGUCGUCGCCAGAACGGCAUGCAGCCCGACACCAGCAACAGCAACGCGCCCCCCGGGUUCGAACCUAUCCCAACGGGCGGUGUUGCCGAGGCGCCUGUGAAGGCGUAUCCAGGGUAUGAGGGGCCGAGUGAGUUGGAGAGUCACAAUGCUGCGAAGAGGUUUGAGUUGCAUGAAAAUACGAGGCCGAGUGAAUUGCCUUGA